AUGGAUAUAAAGAAGAAGGAUGGCGGAUUGUAGGAGCUGGCAAUGCUACAAUCAUUUCAAAGAAGCCUGCAACGAUAUCUAAAUGACAAGAACUCCAAGCUGAACAUUCUCAAAGACCAAGAAUUCCUUAAGUCCAGGGAAGUUCUUCUUUCUAAAAAGAAACAGCUGGUUUUUGAAGAAGUGAAAGGAAAUCGCCCUCAGCUGCAAAAGAACUAUCCUACACCAAAAAAGAUUUGUUGU
Molecule: messenger RNA, 240 nt
Organism: Pocillopora meandrina
Lineage: Eukaryota; Metazoa; Cnidaria; Anthozoa; Scleractinia; Pocilloporidae
Source: the annotation of a GenBank genome assembly